AGAUCUCUAGCUGUUGCAACACAGGAAGUACCGAAGAGAACAAAAGAGAGUCAACUGUAGCACCUCUUCCAGCCAAAUAUUCUGGAGCAUUUCGAGGUCUUAUCAAACGCUUGUUGCGGAACAACCCAAAACUUAGGCCCAGUGCAGAUGAGUUGCUAAGGCACCCCCUACUUCAACCCUAUGUUGAAAAGAUUCAUCUCCAUACUAGGAAUCCUAUGUGUGAUGCCAUAGAUGAUAACUGGGACGAUACUGAUUCUAAUUGCAUAGACAAAGCUACAUUACCAGAAGCAGAAGAUGAAAGGAAAAUAGAUCCCAGUAUGUCAGAAGCUGAACUUGAUUCCUUUUACACUGAUGACAGAAUAAAACCUACCUUGUCUGAUCUGGAACGGAGGUUGGCUAAGUCAAAGGCUCAAGAUCCCUUUAGGAGAGUGGCUGCUACCAAACAAGUUCCUUCAAAAGCUUCCAAUGAUGUAAGGAAUCCCAGAUUAUCACGAGCAAAAACAUUUGGUACAUCCAAAAGACGACCAGAAUUGUCUAAAAAUCAACAAUCGCCUUCUUCAAGGACUCCUGUGAAACGAUCUGUUUCUGUAAACCGCACGCGCAGAGCAUCUAUGCCGUUAUCUACUAGAGCUGCAACUUAUGAAUCACCUUUCCCCAGGGUUUUCUCCCCUAAUCGUUUUGCUUAUUUGCUACAACUAGUAAAUAGUAAACAUGAGGAACAUUAUGGAACAGAGGGAGUACUAACAUUUAUUUUCAUAUACUAGAAAUAAAAUAGGGUCAAAGUGAAUUAUGUGAAUAGUGCAAAAAGUCAAAAUAGGUCGAGUAUUAAGGGACGAAGGGAAUAUAUAAGAAUAUUGGAAUAGUGCUAAAACCAAGAUGGUGCAAUUAUUAAAAUAUGGAGGAAGUAAUACGUAGUAUCUAUUAUUGUCAUAAUUUGUAAAUUAAUAUAUUUUUCAUACAUAAACAGUUUUAAAAAAAGGAUAGAGAAUAAAAAUAAAAUAAAACAGAUUUUUUUUAGGAAAAUGGUUUUUGGCGGGAAAAUUUACACCAGAAAGUGACACGUGUUAUUCCUGGUGUCUGUUUUAAAGUAAUAAAUAUCUCAUUAAACUACCUACAUUUUUUAGGGAGUUUGGUUUUUUUCUUUGGGUAAUUUCAUGGGUGUUGUGGGAACUUUGUUGGUGAUGAUGUGUAACCCUUUCCUCGGAGGUAUCAAGUAUGCGCUGGCACGAUCUUCCUACAACCUGCAAAACAAGAAUAUUCUCGUAGAAAUAUUCCCUCCGAUGCCUAAGUAAGUAUUGGCUAGAGAGAGAACUAAUUUCUAGAGAGAAGGCAUAGUAGAAUAGUUUAAGGUAGGUAGGAAUGAAUUGAUUUCUCUUUUACCUUGGGAUUUGAACUAUUUAUAGGACUAGGGUUUUGGGAAGUGUCCCAAAACCCUAGCCAUAUGAUUGGCUGACCUCAUAGAUGGGGACAUGUGUCCUUGUCAAGUAUAGAGGGUAUAAGGUGCCUUUUCAGUUUGGGCCUGUCAUAGGAAAUUUUGGGCCUCUUUGGUUUAUCUUCAUGGAUGAAUUUUCUAAAUGUGUACAUCUGCCUAGCAUGCAUGGGCCACGCGUUGCCCCACGAUAGGUACAAGGUGGAGUUUGCUAUUUCUAGCCACAUCAUUUCUAGGCCAACGAGGCUGGUGGAUCUACCCAUAUCGUGGCGGAAGGUGAGGCGUCCAAGGCUGGAGACCUAGAGGCUAAGGAGACAUCUGCCAAAGCGGCGGUGGAUGUCGAUCUUGCAGCUGACGCGGCUGCCAAGAAGGAGAAGAGUAAGGAGCCAGGUGAUCCUUCUCCUUCUAAGGAUAAGUCGAUGC
This is a messenger RNA of Spinacia oleracea (spinach), 1852 nucleotides long. RefSeq lists its product as uncharacterized. The record is from RefSeq and is a predicted model, not a curated record. NCBI's taxonomy places the organism in Eukaryota, Viridiplantae, Streptophyta, Magnoliopsida, Caryophyllales, Amaranthaceae. The transcript has 5 exons. Bases 216 to 764 code for a protein of 182 amino acids.